Rotaria sp. Silwood2 is the source of this 405-nucleotide messenger RNA. NCBI's taxonomy places the organism in Eukaryota, Metazoa, Rotifera, Eurotatoria, Philodinida, Philodinidae. The record is from the annotation of a GenBank genome assembly.
AUGUUUCAUACAACUGUUUUACUUAUUCUGUCUGUUACAUAUCUACAGACAAUAACAAGUCAAAAUUUAAAUGGAGUAUUUUUAAUUGAUUCAUGCCAAUGUAAUUCUACAACUGAAACAUGUGAACCAAGUGGACCAUUUAUUAUAAAUCAAAAACGAUCAAAACUUUCGGUUAAAUUUGGUUCAUCACAGAUUGGUAGUGGUAUAUUAGGAAAUAAUCAACUUGAUUUAUAUUUAAAUCAAAAUAGUUGUAAAGGUUUACGGAAUGAAAGAAAUCAUUUUGCCGACUUAAGAUGUCAACAUCAAUGUGGAGUUAUUUGUACAGCAAAACUUCGUUGUAUAUCAGGUCUAUGUCUUGAUGAUCAAUCAAUAGUUAUUUCAUCAGCUUCAAUAAAAACAAGAAUU